ACGGUAACGAGUUAAAAAGCCGACGUUUCAAGCGUUAGCCCUUAGUCAGCGCGAAUCAGGGCCCUGGGUAUACCAAAACAGGGCAAUCAGAACCAGUCUUACUCGGCAAGAUAGCGCGAUAGUGUUGUGAAUCGAACUGUACGUACGCGUAUGUACAUUUUGAUACAUUUCCGUCCCAAAAUGAGCCAAACGAGAGUUGUCAUCAUACCAGGAAACGGUAAUGGAGAUGUUGAACGAAGUAACUGGUAUGGCUGGCUCCGAAACAAGCUUAAAGAGAAAGAUGUGGAGUGUGUACUGAAGAAUAUGCCUGAUCCAGUGGUGGCACGUGAAGCUAUAUGGAUUCCAUUCAUGGAGAAACAGCUUAGUUGCGACAGCAACACUGUGGUUGUUGGGCAUAGCUCAGGGGCCCAAGCUGCCAUGAGAUAUACAGAGAAUCAUCAUGUAUAUGGUUUGGUUCUGGUUUCAGCCUGUGUGACAGAUUUGGGAGAUCCCAAUGAAAAAGCAAGUGGUUACUAUAAUCGGCCCUGGGAAUGGGAACAGAUUAGGCUCAACACUCAAUGGAUUGUUCAGUUUGGUUCAACAGACGACCCUUUUGUUCCAUUUAGUGAACAAAAACAAGUGGCAGAAGGAACUAGUGCUGAGUUCCAACAAUACUCUGAUAAAGGACACUUUAUGUCAAUGGCAUUUCCUGAACUUCUUGAAAAAUUGAUGGAAAAAUUACAAGGAAGCUGAUUAAAAAUGGAAUUAAUCAGGGAAGAGCUUUAAUCAACUAAAUAUCAAAAGUAUCAUAAAGCGCAAGGCUGACAAGAUUUUGAUCAUUAAGGUUUUUGUAAAUUGAAAGAUUGGUUUAAAAACAGCUAUUACUCUUUUCCCAGUUUGGCUAUUAAACAACCUGAAAUUGUUGUCAGUAA
This is a messenger RNA of Stylophora pistillata, 911 nucleotides long. RefSeq names its product serine hydrolase RBBP9. NCBI's taxonomy places the organism in Eukaryota, Metazoa, Cnidaria, Anthozoa, Scleractinia, Pocilloporidae. The record is from RefSeq and is a predicted model, not a curated record. Gene Ontology annotation, molecular function: hydrolase activity.